AAAGUGUUACCCGGGCCUCACCAAAGCCUCUCCUGCGGAAGAGAUAUAGAGACGGUGGGUGGAGAAAGAUCUGUAAAAAGCUGCAGGCAUCUAAACGACCUCUUACGCCGCCGGGUAAGAAAUCCUCGAUCGGGUGAAAUGGUGCAGCAGCAAGCACUGCUUCUACCGUGCAGCAGCUGCUGCUGCAGGGCUUGGACUGACCUCCGCAGGGGAAGUCGAAUUGGUUAUUCUUGGAGCGGAGGUGGGAAAGGGAUUAGACUGAGGGCAAGGGUACAUCCGGAAGAAGAAGAGAUUCUCCCAAAUGCCCUACGUCGGAAGAAGGACCCUCUAUGGAGAGGCGGUUUCAGCUUAGGGGUAGAUUUGGGAAUGUCCAGGACUGGCCUUGCUCUCAGCAAGGGCUUCUCCCCUCGCCCUCUCACUGUGUUGGAACUGCGAGGGCGGAAGCUCGAGGUUCGCCUUCUCGAUAUUGCUGAAGAAGAGGAGGCUGAUGAAUUUAUAAUUGGACUCCCUAUAUCUCGAGGCGGUAAGGAGAAUCCUCAGUCGAACAAAGUUCGGAGCAUUGUGGGCAGGUUUGCAGUUCUAGCUGCGGAGAGGGGUUGGAGAGUAUACUUGCAGGAUGAAUAUGGGACAUCAAACGAAGCCCUUGAUUUCAUGAUUGAUGGAUGGUCCUGGAGAGAUAUUUUGAAAUGUCAGGUCAGGGGGCUGAACUCGUCCUUCCCAAACAGCCAGAGCUACAAGAAAAACUUCGAAGAGUUCCUGCCUGGAGGAAUCACCACAAUACUUGAGCUGGCUGGACUGGAGAGGGAGCCCCAAAUACUUGACCGAACCUCCAGGCAUGCCAGGGACAUGCAGCAGAACCUGUUUUGGCAUCCUUCAUGUAGCAGAGAAAGAUACAGUGCAUUUGCUGGGAUUAAAACCAAGGUUAAAUAGGCAUGAACUCCUCUAAAAUGUCAGUUCAACAUUGUAUUGAGUUAGGAUCAGGGGCUGGGAAAAAAUCAGCACACCAUUGGCAAACAACAGAUGGGCACAAUGGUAUUCCGUUUAGAAAAUGGUUAGUGGAUUAGCCCAAAAUUAUUGCGAGUCUCGGCAUGUAUGACAGGCUUUCCAUGACAAUUAUGAGCAGAGCCAGUAGGGAGAGAUUGGAUCCCCACAUCUUAGCCCACAUUUGUUAAUGA
Molecule: messenger RNA, 1175 nt
Organism: Magnolia sinica
Lineage: Eukaryota; Viridiplantae; Streptophyta; Magnoliopsida; Magnoliales; Magnoliaceae
Exons: 7
Coding region: 139-930 (263 amino acids)
Biological process (GO): rRNA 5'-end processing
Source: RefSeq, a predicted model, not a curated record